AUGGACGAUUCUAUUCAACCCAAUAAGGGGAAUCAAGAUGACACAAUUGACGGCGCAAGUGUCCAAAGCUCCGCAACAAUUGUCAAUGAUAACCCCACUAGCAAGAAAGCACCAAACAACAACAAUGAGUGGGGGUUGCUGUCUCGCGUCCAGGAGCAACAUCAACGAGAUCUUACUUCCGGUUUUAAGCCCCAAGAGCUUGGUGUCACCUGGAAGGAUCUGAACGUGAAUGUUAUCAGCGCCGAUGACGCAGUUGUCGAGAAUGUGUUCUCGCAGUUCAAUAUUCCCACGCAUAUCAAGGAGUCGCGUAAUAAGCCUCCACUACGCACAAUUCUGAAAAACAGUCAUGGCUGUGUUAAGCCUGGCGAAAUGCUUCUUGUCUUGGGUCGUCCGGGCUCGGGCUGCACCACAUUGUUGAAGAUGCUUGCCAACCGCCGAGGUGGCUUCAAGUCUAUCGACGGUGAUGUUAGAUUCGGUUCUUUGACUUCCGAUGAGGCCCACGACUACCGCGGUCAGAUCGUUAUGAAUACUGAGGAGGAGCUGUUCUUCCCUAGUCUGACUGUCGGCCAGACCAUGGAUUUUGCCUGCAGGCUUAAGGUCCCCUUCAAGCUGCCGAACGGCGUGGAGUCUUCCGAAGCCUAUACCCAAGAAUCGAAGGAAUUCCUCAUGGAGUCUAUGGGCAUCUCGCAUACCGUCGAUACCAAGGUUGGUAACGAGUUCGUUCGCGGAGUCUCGGGUGGUGAGCGUAAACGUGUCUCUAUCAUCGAGUGCAUGGCCACUCGUGGAUCCGUGUUUUGUUGGGACAACAGUACCCGUGGUUUAGAUGCUAGCACCGCUCUGGAGUGGACAAAGGCCAUCCGUGCUAUGACUGAUACCCUGGGUCUUUCAACAAUCGUAACCCUCUAUCAAGCAGGAAACGGAAUUUACGAGCAGUUCGACAAAGUUUUGGUCCUCGAUGAGGGCGAGCAGGUUUACUACGGUCCCCGUGCUGACGCACGCCCCUUUAUGGAAGAAGCUGGCUUCGUCUGCCGCGAGGGCUCUAACGUUGCUGACUUCUUGACCGGUGUGACUGUCCCGACAGAGCGCCGUAUUCGUGAAGGCUUCGAGAACCAAUUCCCUAGAAAUAAGGAGACUCUCCGCGAAGCCUACAAAAAAUCCACCAUCUUUGCCGAAAUGACCACCGAAUACGAUUACCCCGACUCUGAUAUUGCUCGUGAACGGACAAAGGAUUUCAAGGAAGGUGUCUCUUUUGAAACAUCGAAGCAACUCGCCAAGAAUAGUCCUUUUACUGUCGGCUUCAUCGAUCAAGUUAAGGCUUGUGUUUCGCGCCAGUAUCAGAUUCUUUGGGGAGACAAGGCGACUUUCAUCAUCAAACAAGUUGCAACUCUACUUCAAGCUCUGAUCGCCGGUUCUCUCUUCUAUAAUGCUCCCGACAACUCCAGUGGACUCUUCGUCAAAUCUGGUGCUCUUUUCUUCUCUCUUCUGUAUAACAGUUUGCUUGCUAUGUCUGAGGUCACCGACUCCUUCAGCGGUCGUCCUGUUCUUGUCAAGCACAAAGAAUUCGCUUAUUUCCACCCUGCAGCUUUCUGCAUCGCCCAGAUCACUGCUGAUAUCCCAGUUCUCUUGUUCCAAAUCAGCAUGUUCUCCCUCGUGGUUUACUUUAUGGUCGGUCUGACCAUGAGCGCUGGUACAUUCUUUACCUACUGGGUUAUGGUUUUCUGUACUACCAUGUGUAUGACUGCCCUGUUCCGAGCUAUUGGUGCCGCAUUCACCACUUUCGAUGGUGCUUCCAAAGUUUCCGGUUUCCUCAUCUCUGCUCUCAUCAUGUACAAUGGUUACAUGAUUAGCAAGCCUGAGAUGCACCCCUGGUUCGGUUGGAUCUUCUGGCUCGAUCCCUUGGCCUAUGGUUUCGAGGCCCUGCUUUCCAAUGAGUUCCAUGGCACGCAAAUCCCCUGCGUCAACAGCAAUCUUGUUCCAAACGGCGUAGGCUAUAACGACUCAGCUCACCAGGCUUGCACUGGUGUUGGCGGAGCGGAGCCGGGUGCCACCUUCGUGACUGGAGAUCAAUACCUUAGUUCACUUUCCUAUAGCCACUCCCAUCUCUGGCGCAACUUCGGCAUAAACUGGGCCUGGUGGGUUCUGUUUGUCGCCAUUACAAUCUAUUCUACAACUAAAUGGAAGUCUCCUUCCGAGAGCGGCAGCUGUCUCGUCAUUCCCCGUGAGCGACUUGCCCAGCAUCAGAAGAACUCUCACAACAAGUACGAUGAGGAGGCUGCCAUCUCUGAGAAAGCUAGCAAGCCUUCCGAGGGCGAUGCUCAUGAUGAGUCAAACAACAUCGAUGGUCAGCUGGUCAGGAACACCUCUGUCUUUACCUGGAAGAAUCUAUGCUACACUGUGAAGACCCCAACUGGCGACCGUCUCCUUCUUGAUAACGUUUUUGGAUGGGUCAAGCCUGGUAUGUUGGGUGCUCUGAUGGGCUCAUCUGGUGCGGGUAAAACCACUCUCCUUGAUGUCUUGGCCCAACGCAAGACUGACGGCACUAUUAAUGGCUCUAUCUUGGUUGAUGGCCGAGAGUUACCUGUUUCAUUCCAGCGUUCUGCCGGUUACUGUGAACAACUUGACGUCCUCGAACCUUUUGCCACUGUCCGCGAGUCCCUUGAAUUUUCCGCCUUGCUUCGACAGGAUCGAAAUAUUCCGGACGAAGAGAAGCUUCAAUAUGUAGACACGAUUAUUGACCUGCUCGAAUUGCACGACCUCGCCGAUACUCUAGUUGGACGUAUCGGUGCUGGUCUAAGCGUUGAGCAGCGUAAGCGUGUCACUAUUGGUGUUGAGCUAGUCUCCAAACCAAGUAUCUUGAUCUUCCUUGACGAACCUACCUCUGGUCUUGAUGGACAGUCCGCAUACAACACAGUUCGCUUCCUCCGUAAGUUGGCUGAUGUUGGUCAGGCUGUCCUGGUUACCAUUCACCAGCCUUCGGCCCAAUUGUUCGCAGAGUUCGACACCCUGCUUUUGCUUGCAAAGGGUGGUAAGACUGUGUACUUUGGAGACAUCGGAGACAACGGAUCGGUUGUUAAGGAAUAUUUCAGCCGUUACGGUGCCCCAUGUCCCACCGAAGCCAACCCUGCCGAACAUAUGAUCGACGUCGUCUCUGGUACUCUCAGCCAGGGAAGAGAUUGGAACAAGGUCUGGCUGGAAUCGCCAGACUACACAAAAGCUGUCCAGGAACUUGACCAAAUUAUCGAAACUGCUGCAUCUAAACCACCUGGUACCACUGAUGACGGCGAAGAGUUUGCUACUACGCUUUGGACCCAGAUAAAAAUGUGCACAGCGCGCAUGAGCACAGCCUUGUACCGCAACUGCGACUACGUUAAUAAUAAAAUGGCCCUCCACAUUGGAUCUGCUCUCUUCAACGGAUUCUCCUUCUGGAUGAUCAAAGACAGCGUUUCUAGCCUGCAACUCCGUCUCUUCACCAUUUUCAACUUCAUUUUCGUCGCACCCGGUGUCAUUGCCCAGCUUCAGCCUCUCUUCAUUGAGCGGAGAUCAAUUUACGAGCAGCGCGAGAAGAAAUCCAAGAUGUAUUCCUGGAUUGCUUUCGUCACAGCACUUGUCGUAUCUGAGAUCCCAUACCUGAUUAUCUGUGGUGUCUUGUACUUCGUUUGCUGGUACUACACUGUCGGAUUCUCCCACGCCUCAGACAGAGCCGGCGGUACCUUCCUGGUCAUGUUCUUCUACGAAUUCGUCUACACAGGUAUUGGUCAGUUCAUCGCCGCCUACGCCCCCAACGCCACAUUCGCUAGCCUAGUGAACCCCCUCGUCAUCGGAACCCUCGUCUCCUUCUGCGGUGUCCUGGUUCCAUAUGCCCAGAUCCAAGAGUUCUGGCGCUACUGGAUCUACUGGAUGAACCCUUUCAACUACCUGAUGGGUGGCAUGCUAGUCUUCAGUCUAUGGGACGAGCCCGUAAACUGCAAGGAAAGCGAAUUUGCCAUAUUUGAUCCUCUAAACGGCUCCACCUGCGCCGAAUACCUGAAGAACUUCUUGGAAACAACUGGCAGCUCCAUGAACCUGGUCAACCCCGAUGCCACCGAGAGCUGCCGUGUCUGCGAGUACAAGAGCGGAAGUGACUACCUGUACUCGAUCAACCUGAAGGAGUAUUACUACGGAUGGCGGGACAUGGCCCUCACCGCCCUCUUCGCUGUUAGCUCGUACUGUCUUGUUUUCUUGCUGAUGAAAUUGCGCACGAAGGCUUCUAAAAAGGCUGAGUGA
This is a messenger RNA of Penicillium taxi, 4263 nucleotides long. RefSeq names its product putative ABC multidrug transporter. The transcript is spliced from 3 exons. Gene Ontology annotation, molecular function: ATP binding; ATP hydrolysis activity; ABC-type transporter activity. Gene Ontology annotation, biological process: transmembrane transport. The record is from RefSeq and is a predicted model, not a curated record. NCBI's taxonomy places the organism in Eukaryota, Fungi, Ascomycota, Eurotiomycetes, Eurotiales, Aspergillaceae. Gene Ontology annotation, cellular component: membrane. The coding region runs from base 1 to 4263 and encodes 1420 amino acids.